Messenger RNA from Plodia interpunctella (Indianmeal moth), 2634 nucleotides. RefSeq names its product protein LSM12-like (gene Lsm12a). Gene Ontology annotation, molecular function: RNA binding. The record is from RefSeq and is a predicted model, not a curated record. NCBI's taxonomy places the organism in Eukaryota, Metazoa, Arthropoda, Insecta, Lepidoptera, Pyralidae. Bases 180 to 737 code for a protein of 185 amino acids. The transcript is spliced from 3 exons.
UUUGUUAACAAAACGCAAAAUCACCAAUCACUUUUUAAUCUGCGACAUCUGUCAGUCAAAUCUCAAUGGCGGACGUUGAUCACAGCAACAAAACAUUUUAGCACGUUUAUUAAAAUUUGUCGACACAACCAGCGAGCUACAUGCGAAAUAUUGCACUAUUGUAAAACAGAAGUUCAAAAAUGUCCACUGUCGUGUCGGACUGCUUCACAAUCGGGAGUAUUGUGGCCACCAGAACGUGUUACAACGAAGAAAUUGAAGGCGAGGUUUUAGCAUUUGAUCCUCAGACGAAGAUGCUGAUACUGAAAUGUCCAUCUUCCAGCGGCAACCCGAAGCGCCACGAUGUCAACAUUGUCAACUUAUCUCUCGUCAGCGACGUCCAAAUCAAGAAAGAAGUGACGACAGUCCCGGAGCCUCCCCAGAGUCUCAAUCUCCAUAGACUAAACACUAGGGUUAGAAAUUCUAUUGAGAAUAAGAAAAGAUUAGUGACAGCGCUAGCGGCCUGCCUGGACCCGGAAGGCCAGAAGUUGUUCCUGGCCAUCACGAGGGUGAUCGACGACGUCACAUGGGUCGGACAGAAUAUUCGCAUCUAUAAUGAAGUCACAAUCACACCACCUUACAAGGUAGAAAAUGUCAUAGGAGAUCUUGAUUCGAAACCAUAUAAUUACAUAAAAAAGGUUGUGGAGAAACAUUGGCGCGACCAAAGAGAGCAUUCGGCCAACUGCAGUCAACACCAAUAAGCGGACAGACAGACAGACAGACAGGCGCAAGAUUUAACUGAAACUAUUUGAAGGCGAGAAUCUUCAUACUAAGGAAGAUUUGUCAUUAUAUUAUGUUACUUACUUUACUUUUUUUUAAAGUUCCGUUUUUUUUUUUAAAUUCACGCAGAUUAUAAAUUUUAAUGUGUCAAAUAUAAGGCUACGAAGGGGAGAUUCUUCUUAUAGAUGAUGGGCUAACAACCUGUCACUGUUUAAUCUGAAUUCCACCGAGCACGCCGCACAAUUGGCAGUGGCGUUCUGAGUUCCGCUCCUCGGUCUAUUCUGUCACGUAGUGGGUGAAGACAUGAUUUUGCAUCUGUCUUUUGUUGGCAUUUUUAAAAUAACAGCCUUCAUGAAUUGACCCUUAAAAUAAUUUCAGUUGAAAUUUACGCCUCAUAACAAUAUGCAUGAAAAGGUACCUCAUAUAGAAUGCACUCGGGCAGAAAAUCAUUUAAAAUGUUUGGUACCUUUUUAAUACAAUUGUUUUUAAAAUCGAAUAUAUUCACAAUUAUAUAUUUUUAUUUCUUUACGUACGUAUCAUUUGACUUCACUCGUUCGCAUAACAGAUUUUUUAUCAUUCACAUAUCAGAUAAUUUACAUAAAUGAAUAUUACGCAAAGAAGACUGCACCAAUGUCGGAGCACUUGCAAGAACUUUUUGAUACAAAAUGUAAUGGUAUCUCUUUCAUUAUGAGUAAUAUACAUAUUAUAGCUUAUACUAGCAGCCCGUCCCGGCUUCGCUCGGGUGAAAGGCCUACACCCAAACCUUCCUCAGCACUUAGAUUAUCUAUUGGUGAAAACCGCAAGAAAAUCUGUGCAGUAGUUUUUGAGGCAGACAUGACGCGGCAGAGGACUCAUGUAAUUAUAUCAAACAGUUGUACCUUUCACCGCGCCAGGAGAGAUCGGAUCAGACGAAAGAGAUAGCAAUAUACGUACUUUUGCAUCGAAAGCAGUUCUCAGCAGUGCGGUACCAACAUCACCCGUUGCCAUGUUAAUAUCAAUUGUAGUCGUGGAACUGUCAAUGUCAAAAUUAGCUGUUGCUGCUCUCUUGCGUGAUAACGCCGCAAAAAUAAAAACUCCCUAUAGGUACAGUAAACAGCGUAUCAACCUGCCCAAAUUCAUUGCAAACUCGCCGCAAUUACCGCGCAAUAGAGUUUAAUGAAGGGUAACUUGAUGUGCUGUUGACUGUACCUAACUUUUGAAAUCAUUCCGGAAUGAUUGAAAUAUAUUUUUGCAUGACGUUGGAACAAACAUAACAAUAUGUUUUAUUAUUGCUGGCAAUACAAUAAAUGAGAACAAGUAUUUUUUUUAAUCAUGAAAAUUAUUACUCUUUAAAUUUGAUUGUAAAUGACAUGGUUUUUUGACGCUAAUAUAAAAUAAAUUGUGUAGAAUAGAUUCAGUACGAAAUAGUCUUCAAAGUUCUAUCCAACCAUUAAAAAAUCCAAUUUUUUUUUCUGUAUUGUAAAAUUGUAUUUUAACUUCUUCAUAUUAUUAUCAAAAGUUAAUUGCUGAAAAAAAACAUGUCAUUUCGGAAAAUAAAUUCAUUCAAUGCACUUAUAAAAUCCCAACAAUGAAAUUUUAGUUUUCUACUAUACUGAUAUUGUUUUUUUUUUGUUUUUAACUCCAAAUAUUUUUCACUGGUCUCACUGCCGUGACAAAACAUGUAGUAAUCCUGUCGUGCUAAAUUUAUUUGAUUUCGCCUAAUCAUCGAUAUAACUUUUCGGUUUAAAUUGAAAAAAAAAAAAAUCUACAUAAAAAGUACUUGUCAUGGCGUUUAUCCAUUGAAAUAAUAAAAUUUGGAGUUUUAUAUGUAGUGAGUACUAUUUAUAUGUUGGAUUAAGUAAAAUAGAGAAAAAUAUUGAAAAAAAAUCUGAAAAAUUA